Molecule: messenger RNA, 1770 nt
Organism: Suillus subaureus
Lineage: Eukaryota; Fungi; Basidiomycota; Agaricomycetes; Boletales; Suillaceae
Exons: 8
Coding region: 210-1730 (506 amino acids)
Source: RefSeq, a predicted model, not a curated record
CGUGGGAAGAAUGCAUGCUUUCUUCUAAACUUCUAUACGGUCGGCCUGCAGGCUGGGGGAGGCGUUUCUUAAACCUUAUUUUGUGGGUGCUAGUUUGCCUACUCAACAAGAAGCGUCUCGAGUUUCCUUGAUCAACCCACGAUCAUAAUGGACUGUAGAUUAGAGCCUUUGAAUGUGGCCUAGUGAGGUGAUAAGCAUAUCGAGCCACGAUGCAGCUCCAGGGGUCUUUGGAUGCCCAUACUUAUAACCUCAUAGUAGUACAGGUCCUAGUGCUCCCAAACAAUAUGUCCGUCAUCGAAAAACUACAAGAAACCUCGGCUUCAGGUUCCAUCACGACGUUGUUUCGUUUGGGCCCCGUAGACGCUAUUUCCUCUCUUCCAAUCAAACCUCCCGGGCCUUUUUACUCUUCUGAGGUUGCGGGUCUUAGCUGGUGCCUGACUAUUCGCACAAAAAAAAUAAACAAAGAAAAGCAGCACCAGCUAUGCUUCAAUUCCCGUAGUUGUCCGGAUGCAUGGCGUGGUACACUGGCCAAGGUCACGGUCUCUUUUCCGUCACAUCCUGAUGGUGAUCCAUCCCUCUGUACCACAUCUAUCACCGUGAUCCUAGGACUUUGCGGUUUAGACUCGGAUGAUAAUCAUCCGCUGGUCACUGGCACUUGUUCUUCUCAGAAGCUUGGAAAUGCCCUCGUCUCGCUAGAGGUCACCUUAACCAACACACUGUCAUGUAAUCCAUUUGAUGUACCUGCACCCGUCAGGUCCGUACCAGACGCACCUGCCAGUGCUGAAGCGCCCAGGGUGUCUCAGGCCUGCUCUGCCCUUCGUGCCCUCGAGCAAUCGCUCAAGACAGGAACAUCAUUUGACAUAGUAUUUCAAGCUUAUACUCAUCGUUUGUCCCUCGGCAAGGUCACUAGACCAAUUCCGAUUUAUGCGAGCACCGCUGUGCUGCAAACAACUUUGCCAGACUUUUCCGGGGGAGACCUUGAUCUGUCCUCCCUCUUUGAACUGUCUGAAGGCGAUACUCUCCCUUUCACUUCCCUGGAGAGUUAUGAAUACGAUUCUGACAGCGAUCUGGAUGACGACGAUUUCGUCAAGAAUAACAUCAAUCCUACACCAGUAGACAAUGAAUCAUACGAAGACACGACUGAUACUGGUUCAAUUUCGUCUUUCUCUAGCAUUGAAGCUGGACUUCGAGAACAACUAGGCAAUCGGCCGUUGCUUUUAGAAGAUGUUGGGAUAGUACCGGCUGUGAUCAGCGAGAACUUGAAACGUGGAUCUCGAGUCAUCCUCGUAAAGGGUGUUGCCUGGAAGACGUGGCACGCCUUUAUCUACUAUUGUUACACCGGCAUCGUCAACUUUGUAAACUUACGGUCUCAAGGUACGCCUGACGAGCAGCGUCGCUUAGAAGAUGGUCCACCACAUUGCUCUCCGAAGUCGAUGUAUCAACUGGCUAGGAAGCUGCAGCUUAACAACGAACCAUUAUCUCGACUUGCUCUAAAGGCCAUUGAAACCAGGUUGUCUGCAGCCAACAUACUGAAUGAGGCAUUCUCCAAAUUUACUUCCAGGCAUGACGCCGUCAGAGCGAUGGAAACUGCCCUCCUGCUGAAACAUAGGAAUGCAUCAGAAGUUCUGCAGGGUCUCCCAGCUAAAAUGGAAGCUGUGGCCAGGGGUAAUAUACCCAACGCUGGACAGGUUCUCACUGCGUUAAUUAUGCAGAUACCUGGCCAGAAUUGAACUCGAUAGCAUCACUGACCACUGUCGUUGGGUCUGUUGA